CGCUGUGGCACAGAAAGAUAUGGUCGAUAAUCGCAAAGUUUACGGAUACAAGGUUACGGAGUAUAUGGAGGCAGUUUUCAAAAAGACCCGUUUACAUCGGGUGACUCCAGUUGGCUCUAUGGAACGUCGGUACGAGGUGAUGUGUAGGGACAAAGGCCGAAUGGGGGGCCGGCGUGAGAAGCAUGUGUAGGAGUGUGUUCUCCAUCCUGAUGCUUGUAUUUGCUCAUGUCAUAAGCCAAAGCUGCUGCACAUGUCGUGCACACAUGUCAUUGCUGCCUGUUUUGAAGCUGGUGGACUACAUCCUCGUAUGUAUGUCUCAAAUUACUUCAUGAAGGAAACUAUUUGGAUGACUUGGAGGCACGAGAUUUAUGGGUUCCACAUCCUGGGAGACUUCAUAACUGAUACUGAACACAAUGCAACUUACAUUCCGGAUCUAGAUCCAGAAAUGUUUCAAGGGGUGGGCCGACGCAAGAAGAAACGCAUUAGAAAUAACAUGGAUCGAUCGGAGGCUGGUCGAGACGUCCGCCUCUGCUCGAAGUGCCAUGAGACGGGUCAUACAUACAAGGAUUGUACGGCAUUGAGUUAUGGUGGCCGCACAGAUGGAACGGGCCCAUCAGAAGCAGCUCCAAAUCCGGCAACGCAGGCAACGGGUCGUCGUGGCCGCCGUCCGAACAAUGAAGGCCUUAUGUGAUCGAUGACGAUUGUAAACUGUGUCAUUCGAUAUUGAAUCAUGUUCGAUGUUAAAUUAUGUAAUAUUAAGAACUAAUAUGUCGUAAACUGAUUUCGUCUUGCCGUACGAAUAUUUGUUGUAAUGUGUGGAGUAAACGUAUGUUCAACUUUGUUGCUGUAAUUGGAAAUUGAAGUUAUAUGAUAUGUAAUUUGUUGUGCAUUAUUUAUUAGUUUAUUACGUUAUGUUUUAUUUAGUAUUUUAUUAAGUAUUUGUUGUAUUACUUAAUGUUAUUAUGCUUAAUAUUGUUAUUUAUGCUCAGAAAUUUUUUCUAAUAAAUCUUGUUAUACACGUAUGGCGCACGAGGAAGGAGCCACCCCUGAGUUGCUCGAUGCUCUCGUCGACAAGCGCCACCGGUCGUACAUGUCUGCGGUCCGUGGCAUAAGCUUAGGGACGUUUCGGGCACGUGUGCCCAUGUCGACGAUGCCGAUACACCGUCGUUGGGUUCCUAGGCUACACGCUUCAGGUCUUUUCCCGAUUGCGUGACUUGUGGAGGGAGAUAUGGCCGACCCUGCAUGUCGACCUAGGGACAGGGCUCCACGGUUUCAGUUCGACAUGUCCCUCCUCGCGGCACUUCUGGACCGUUGGCGUCCGGAGACGCACACGUUUCACCUCCCGGUCGGUGAGAUGACCCCUACUCUUCAGGACGUGGCAUGCUUCUAGGCUUGCCGUGUGCUGGACGAGCCGUGGAUGCAGAGGACGUGGGACUCUCGUGGCGCGAUGACCUUUUGGCUCGGUUCGCUGGGGUUCAGCGCAACGAGCUAGCGUUGCCGUACCGGCCCUUGCCUGCGAACCACGCACACGGACCGACAAAGAGGUGGCUCCUACAGUUCAGUGCGGACUACAUGAGGGCAGACGCAGAUGACUUUACGGUUGCCAGGCACUUCGAGACCUACUUACUGUGGCUGUUCGGCUGGGUCAUGUUCUGCAGCUCACAGGGUGACUCGUGCCCCAAACAGCUCAUUCCUUUGGCGAGGUCGAUAGCUGAUGCUCCACUUCACGAGAUGCCACAGUUCAGCUGGGGUUCUGCCGUUUUGGCUGCGAGUUACAGGGGUCUUUGCACGGGCGUGACGAAGGUCUCAGCAGAGGAGCCCAUUUUUGUUUGGUGUCCUCUACUGUUACAGCUCUGGUCGUACGAGCGCUUUCCCGUCGGUAGGCCAGAGAUGGACUUCGAGCCGUACGUCCAGCUGUCCGCAGACCACGACGUCGUCGACAGACCUACGAUGGGUUCGUUGUGGUGCCUCAGGAGGCCUUCUUGGGUCGGCGUGCAGACGAGGAAGUCGUACCACGACUUCGUGGGACAGUUUGACGCUCUUGUGGACACGGACAUGAGGUGGACUCCAUACACUGCAGCCGACAUUUACGCCCGGGCACCGAGCGGUCUUUCGUCCUUAUGCCUGCGAGAUCAUGAAUACUGGAUGACGAGGAAGCCAAUCCUUUACGACAUCCACGUCGAGGAGUACCACGUUCACCGGGUCAUGAGGCAGUUCGGUCUCUAUCAGCAGACCCCGGUCCCGAUUGUGCACUCAGUGGAGGCCCACGUCCACAGGUGGACACGUCAAGGCCAGCCACCAGGCUCGCGGUGGGCCGACAAGGUCCGUCCUUACGUCGACUCUUGGGCCGCGACCCUCGACGACGUCGUUUUCGAGGAUCGGCCGUACAGCGACGAGGCGUUCGCGGACUACCUAUGGUGGUACCUGCCGAGGACGCGCACACGUGUCGUGCACGUUCCACCAGAGGCUCGGAUCGAGGCCGCAAGGGUGUCCGAGACGUACCCCGUAGUUCGAGACCAGAACUUCGCCAUAGCGUACGAUGUCAUACGAGCGAUUGAGUCCGAGGCUUCAUCGAGUAUGGGCCAGUACCAUGACAUGACGCCUGCCCAGCACCAGAGCACGCUGCAGAAGAUCGUCGAUAUGUGCAAGUGAUUCCGACGAGCCAUGACCUGUCGUGAGGACGACACGUUCCUCCCACCUCGCAGUUCGGGGCCGGUGCCUGUGCCCGGUCCAUCGUCACGAUGGUCUGCACCCGCGGCACAGUCAGGUCCACCGCCACCUCCACCUGACACGAUGGCGACACCUUCGGGUUCUGCAGUUCGGCCCACGUACGUGCCGCGACCGGCACAUUUGUACUCGGCAGCGCCCGGCUCGUCGUUGUUUCCGUCGAUAGAUCCCUACGGCGCCGGAUCUUCGUCUCUUCGUCGUCCAAUACACGAUUUAGAGUACCGGCAGGUGGGAGGGACAGACGACGAUGAGGAGAUUCAGGAGGUGGAUGACCUCGCAAAGAUGGAGUGGGUGAACAUGUUCUUCUCUUCUGCACCGACGCAGGAGGUCGUCGGCACUUCACAGCGGGGGGGGGGGGGGGUGCCCCACUCGCUACGCAGGACUACAGUCAGGUGGAGCAGACGCCUAUUCCUGAGCAGGGUCAUCGGUCCACUCGCCAGACCAUCCCGCCGAAGCCACUGACAUAAUCGCAGCACCACACUAGGGCGGGCCAGGCUGCAGAGCGACGUGGCAGGUGGAGAGGGGGCAUGUGCGGACGCAUCUAGUUUACAGGUUGUAGCUUGUUAAUUACUUUGUUCCGUCAUACUAUGUUAUGUAGGCCUGUGCAGACUAUGAUUGGAUGUGUCCAUUACGUACCAUUAUGAUGAGUAGACCGGUGCAGUGUUUCGGGC
Panicum virgatum (switchgrass) is the source of this 3398-nucleotide messenger RNA. RefSeq names its product serine/threonine-protein phosphatase 7 long form homolog. The transcript is spliced from 8 exons. Bases 1381 to 2652 code for a protein of 423 amino acids. The record is from RefSeq and is a predicted model, not a curated record. Gene Ontology annotation, biological process: meristem maintenance; meristem development. Lineage: Eukaryota; Viridiplantae; Streptophyta; Magnoliopsida; Poales; Poaceae.